UCUGAUUUUCUUCCGGGCGGACGCGGGGCUAGAAGCAGAGGUUCCGGGUUCCGGGCUUCGGAAUGAAAGGAGGGAAAACAGACAGCUGGCAGAGAGAGAAGUUGGCUGCCAUGGAAUCACCAGAGGAGCCUGGAGCAUCCAUGGAUGAAAACUACUUUGUGAACUACACUUUCAAAGAUCGGUCACACUCAGGCCGUGUGGCUCAGGGCAUCAUGAAACUGUGUCUGGAGGAAGAGCUCUUUGCUGAUGUCACCAUUUCGGUGGAAGGCCGGGAGUUUCAGCUCCACCGGCUGGUCCUCUCAGCUCAGAGCUGCUUUUUCCGGUCCAUGUUCACUUCCAACCUGAAGGAGGCUCACAACCGGGUAAUUGUACUGCAGGAUGUCAGUGAGUCUGUCUUCCAGCUCCUGGUUGAUUAUAUCUACCACGGGACUGUGAAACUUCGAGCUGAAGAGCUGCAGGAAAUUUAUGAGGUGUCAGACAUGUAUCAGCUGACAUCUCUCUUUGAGGAAUGUUCUCGGUUCUUGGCCCGCACCGUGCAGGUGGGGAACUGCCUUCAGGUGAUGUGGCUGGCAGACAGGCACAGCGAUCCUGAGCUGUACACUGCCGCCAAACACUGUGCCAAGGCCCACCUGGCCCAGCUGCAGAGCACAGAGGAAUUUCUCCACCUGCCCCACCAUCUGCUCACUGAUAUCAUCUCAGAUGGAGUUCCAUGUUCUCAGAACCCAACAGAGGCAAUAGAAGCCUGGAUCAAUUUUAAUAAAGAAGAAAGAGAGGCUUUUGCAGAGUCACUCAGGACUAGCUUGAAGGAGAUCGGGGAGAAUGUGCACAUUUACCUGAUCGGGAAAGAGUCAUCUCGUACCCACUCGUUGGCUGUGUCCUUACACUGUGCGGAAGAUGACUCCAUCAGUGUAAGUGGCCAAAACAGCUUGUGCCACCAGAUCACUGCAGCCUGCAAGCAUGGUGGAGACUUAUACGUGGUGGGAGGGUCCAUCCCACGGCGCAUGUGGAAGUGCAACAAUGCCACUGUGGACUGGGAAUGGUGUGCACCUUUGCCCCGGGACCGGCUCCAGCACACCCUGGUGUCUGUGCCUGGGAAAGAUGCCAUAUAUUCAUUGGGUGGCAAGACACUGCAGGAUACCCUCUCCAAUGCAGUUAUCUAUUAUCGGGUAGGUGAUAACGUCUGGACAGAGACAACCCAGCUAGAGGUGGCUGUGUCAGGGGCCGCUGGUGCCAACCUUAACGGGAUCAUCUACUUACUAGGGGGGGAGGAGAAUGACCUGGACUUCUUUACCAAACCUUCCCGACUCAUCCAGUGCUUUGACACAGAGACAGACAAAUGCCACGUGAAGCCCUAUGUUCUGCCCUUCGCAGGCCGCAUGCACGCAGCUGUGCAUAAGGAUCUGGUGUUCAUCGUGGCUGAAGGGGACUCCCUGGUGUGCUACAAUCCCCUCCUAGACAGCUUUACCCGGCUUUGCCUUCCUGAGGCCUGGAGCUCUGCCCCAUCCCUCUGGAAGAUCGCCAGCUGCAAUGGGAGUAUCUAUGUUUUCCGGGACCGAUAUAAAAAGGGGGAUGCCAACACCUACAAGCUUGACCCUGCCACUUCAGCUAUAACUGUCACCAGAGGCAUUAAGGUGCUACUUACUAAUUUGCAGUUUGUGUUGGCCUAAGGCUAUAGGGGAAAAGCAGCUGACUUUUGCCCUCCCCUUUUCCAGCACCUAUCCAAACUCGAAGUCUCUGGGGCCCCGAUCAGAGUACUAU
Molecule: messenger RNA, 1758 nt
Organism: Lynx canadensis (Canada lynx)
Lineage: Eukaryota; Metazoa; Chordata; Mammalia; Carnivora; Felidae
Gene: KBTBD4
Product: kelch repeat and BTB domain containing 4
Exons: 4
Coding region: 63-1667 (534 amino acids)
Molecular function (GO): protein binding
Source: RefSeq, a predicted model, not a curated record